UCGAUGCUGCGGAGAAAAAUGAAAGGAAGCGGAGAGGGGAGCGCUAUUUAUAGGGAGAGAUAAGCGCUGGGAUCAAGGCGUAAUCAUUACGCCUAGUAAGGCCUAAAUGGGCCAAAACCCUAUUGGCGCGUAACCGAAAGACGCGCCGGUUCAUUUUCUCGAUCAGUUCGUCUCAUGAUCGCGUCGGUUCGAUUCCUCAGCAGCAAUCGCAACUAUUUACCUCGAGAUAACAUCAAGCCACUUGAUCGGAUUGAUCCUUUUGUCCUCCGAACUAAAGAUACCAAAUUCAUCGAGGAUCAACUACUCGAUCCAUCGACAAACUGGGGGGGGACUUACUGUUGGGGAUGGAUUGAACCCAUCCACAAAGCCCAUCGAACAAAAGGUCCAAUCCGGUAAGCCGGAUUGUCGUCGGCUUGGAAGCCGAUAUUCGAGGUUUCGACUCAGCUAAGGACUGCUUUUAGUCGAAAUGGGGUGCGGACAGAGCGCGAUCGACUUAGCUGUUCAGGGCGAGCAUUCACCAAUCAGGCCCGAAGGGCCGACAAGGCCCAAUCGAUUAAAAGAAAAUUAGGUUAAGAUGAUCGCGAACAGACUAUAAAAGGAGAGGAAAGCAAAGGAGAAAAGGGAUCGACACUUAGUUACACAAACUUAGCGGCGAGAUUAGGAUUUAUUGUCCGUACAAUCACUUCUCCGCUAUUUGUACUUUUCCGGUUUAAGCUCUCACGAGCUCCGGCUUGCCAUUACUUUCUCCACCUCUGUAACCUCAUCUCGAAAUCUAAUAAACGCCUCUGUUCGACCCAUUUUUAGUAUUGUUUACUUCUUUCUUCUGAGACCAAACUCACCUUAAACAAUAGUGAUAGUGGUUACUAGAGAAUUGUUUUGUCAAGAUUCUCUUGCUAUAAUGGUGAACCGGUAAUUUUCUUUCUCUUUUCAAAAAGCGAAGCUUUUGGAUAUUGUCUUAAUCUGCCUCUCUUUACGGGUGGUUCCAAAAAAGUCACAUUUGUCUGUACAUUUUCAUGGCAGUUUAUAUCAAUUGAGAAGAGACUACUGACUCAUAAGGAUUCGCAUUGCAACGUAAUGCCAAAAGUUUGAUCUUUUGUAAUGAAACUUGAUAGAUUCUUUGUUACCAAGUGUACUUUAGAUAUGAGCUCUGUUAUUGUGCAGUCUUCAGAAGAUAUGAAGAAAGAGAUUGCUUCACUUGAGUUUGAGAUUCUGCGUAUAGAACAGUAUCUUCUCUCUCUUUACAUGACAUCUUCUGAUGAACAAGUUACUUCAUUCUUUCCACACACUGAAACAAGCUUAGUCUCACAAUCAGACCUUACUGGUGUGCUCAGCUACCAUUAUCAAGCAUCUCCUGUGUCUGAAUGUUCCUCUUCAUGUCCUUGGAGUUUCCAAGCCAGCUUAAAAGCCUUUUCUACAAAAGAGAAUACAAGAUAUGUUUAUGGUCAUCACACUACCCUUGGAGAUCUUCUAGGCUCAUCUCACAUCGUAGAUGACAUGGAAAACCCGAGUAGGUUCUCUGAAUAAAUCUUGAGAUGCAUAUCUUCAAUGUAUGUCACACUCUCCGGCAGAGCAAGAACCAGUUCUUAUCUUCAGGCUUCAGCUUCAUCCAAAACCAGAUUUGAUAGAUGGAACCCAUGCCUUGGGGAUAGCAAAGAAGCAAACGCUCCACGUGAUGUUGUAAUAGAGUCCCUGAAACUUCACCUGGAUGAUAGUUGUUUCAAUAUUUAUGAACUCUUAUAAAUAAUUUAUAAGUCUUUAAUUUUUAUAGCUACUUUUUAAAUCUUUAUAAAAUAAGUUAUAA
Molecule: messenger RNA, 1801 nt
Organism: Brassica napus (rape)
Lineage: Eukaryota; Viridiplantae; Streptophyta; Magnoliopsida; Brassicales; Brassicaceae
Exons: 2
Coding region: 1099-1524 (141 amino acids)
Source: RefSeq, a predicted model, not a curated record